UUUCAUCCAAAGCCAGCCACCAUUCCAUUUUAUUUAUGCAGAUUUUAAAAAGAAACAAAAACCAUCUUUUCACAGAGCUCCGGCAAAAAAGUAAUAAUAAUGACAAUGGAAAUGAGAAAUAAUAAACACGCCGGAAACACUAAAAUCACCUCUGACGGCUAAUCUCCGGCAACUUUGAAAACACCCCACCCCAUCUUUGUUUCUAUACUAAAUACUCAUUAUACAUAUAGAAAAAAAGCAGAGAGGGGGUAAAAGUGUAAAAUGGGUAUGUCGUGGGACGACGUUGUUUUGAUAGAAGAAGGUAAGAAUUCGGGUGACCCGAAUGUGGUGACGGUGAACUGCCCCGAUAAAGCCGGACUCGGGUGUGAUUUGUUAAGGAUUGUUCUUGCAUUCGGACUUUAUGUUACUCGUGGAGAUUUUUCGACGGAUGGAAAAUGGUGUUAUGUUGUUUUGUGGGUCGUGGCACGACCAAGUUCGCUAAAAGUUGACUGGGAAAGCUUAAAGGAACGGCUCGUAGCUUGUUGUCCGUCGUGUAUGCCUACGUUUUAUCUUGACCAUAUCUCUAGCUGUUCUAAAUCGUCUCCGCUGUACCUGUUGAAGGUUUUCUCCAUGGACCGAAAAGGGUUAAUACAUGAUGUGACGAAAGUUUUAUGUAAGCUUGAGCUAACGAUUCAACGAUUAAAAGUCAUGACAACACCCGAUGGAAAGGUUUUGGACCUUUUCUUCAUUACUGAUGAUGUGAACAUAUUGCAUACCAAAAUUGGACAAGAAGAAACAUGUAAGUAUCUUAGUGCCGAGUUAGGAGAGUGUUGUAUCAGCUGUGAAGUUCAGCUAGCAGGUCCUGAGUAUGAAUAUCAUCAAGGGUUAUCUUCUCUUCCUGAAGCAAUUGCAGAAAAACUAUUCAACCGUGAGAUUUCAGCCAUGGAAGUUGGUCCACUAGCUAUGAGCUCUGAUAAAUCCAAAGUAAAGGAGGCUAGUGUAGUAAUUGAUAAUCUGCUGAGCCCAGCCCAUUCGUUGCUUCAAAUACAAUGUCGUGACCAGAAAGGCCUCAUUUACGACAUCUUUAGAAUUUCUAAAGAUUGUGAUAUCCAGAUUGCACAUGGAAGAGUCUCUAGCAAUGUUAAUGGGAUUCGGAGUUUGGACCUAUUUGUCCAAAAUCAAUAUGGGAAAAAGAUUCUGAAUAAUGAGAGCCAAAUUGCUUUAUGUUCCCGUCUAAAGGAGGAGAUGCUACAUCCUUUAAGGGUCAUGAUCACCAACCGUGGCCCUGAUACAGAACUUUUAGUUGCUAAUCCUGUGGAGCUAUCCGGAAAGGGAAGGCCACGUGUUGUAUAUGAUGUCACUUCUGCAUUGAAGUCACUUGGUAUAUGCAUCUUUUCUGCCGAGAUUGUGAGACAUUCAACGUUAGACCGCGAGUGGGAAGUGUACAGGUUCUUGUUGGUUGAAAACCGAGUUUUUCUACUAACCAGCAAACAAGCAAAAGAAGAUGUCGUCAAUAAAGUUAGGAAAACGCUAAUGGGCUGGUAAAGCUACAUACUUUCAUUAGUUUGUGUGUGGUAUAGAAGUUCUUGUUUUAGUCUGCAAUGAUAGAGCAAAGAUUUGGUUAAUGUUUUCUGUUUUUCUAUAUUGAUUUGAUAAUUGUAUAUACUUUUAGUACUAGUAUUUGUGCUUGUGCUUAUCUUUGUACGUGGGAAGGGCACGUAUGUGUGUGUUUUCUUAUCUGAGAGUGAUUCUUAUUCAA
Molecule: messenger RNA, 1738 nt
Organism: Erigeron canadensis
Lineage: Eukaryota; Viridiplantae; Streptophyta; Magnoliopsida; Asterales; Asteraceae
Product: ACT domain-containing protein ACR9-like
Exons: 6
Coding region: 262-1524 (420 amino acids)
Source: RefSeq, a predicted model, not a curated record